Molecule: messenger RNA, 2175 nt
Organism: Plectropomus leopardus (leopard coralgrouper)
Lineage: Eukaryota; Metazoa; Chordata; Actinopteri; Perciformes; Serranidae
Source: RefSeq, a predicted model, not a curated record
AUGUCACUUUGCAGCUAACAACACGACAUAAAGACCACCAUGGAAAUACAGCGGCAGCAGCGUUGGCUCCUGGACCUGAGAUGGACAUUAAACCUGGAGCUGAGAACGGCUUGGCCAAACGAACCGUGCACCACCUUGGCUUCGGGGUCACAGAAAUUCCCUCCAACAUCUCCAGCGACACCCAAUGCCUGGAAGUUCUGCAGACUCAGAUCAGAGUGAUUCCCCAGGGUGCUCUCAGCAGCCUGCAGCACCUCAAGAAAAUCAUCAUAUCAAAGAACGACAUGCUGGAGAGAAUCGGCACACUUGCCUUCGCCGGCCUCCCUCAGCUCAAUGAAAUCUUAAUCUCGGAGAAUGUCGCGUUGGAGAGUAUUGGAGCAUUUGCUUUCUCUGAUCUCCCUGAACUCAUUGAGAUAAUCAUAACAAAGUCAAAACACCUGAGACACAUCCAUCAAGAUGCGUUCAAGAACAUCAUGAGACUGCGAUAUCUGGACAUCUCCAACACCGGACUGACAACGUUCCCAAACUUCUCCAAGAUCAACUCCACUGCCCACGACUUUGUUUUAGACCUGCAAGAGAACAGCCACAUAAGGAGAGUCCCCGUCAAUGCCUUCAGAGGCCUCUGCACUCAAACUAUCACCGAGAUACGGCUCACCAGAAAUGGCAUCAAGGAGGUGGCAAGUGACGCCUUCAACGGCACAAAGAUGAACAGAUUGUCCCUAAAAGGAAACCAACAGCUUACUCACAUCAAUCCCAACGCCUUUGUGGGUUCCAGUGAGUUGGUGGUACUGGACAUUUCCCAAACAGCCCUCAGCUCUCUGCCCGACUCGAUCCUCGGUGGACUCCAGAAGCUGUUUGCAGAGUCUGCCUACCAACUGAAAGAGCUUCCUCCUCUGCAACUCUUCACCGAACUCCGCCAGGCCAACCUGACGUACCCGUCACACUGCUGUCCCUUCCGAAACAUUAACAGGAACAGAUCGAGGUGGCAGCCCUUCUGCUCUGACCGCUACUUCCAAAGGGCCCACUGCUCCAACACCACCACCAUCACCUGCAGCCCAACCCCAGAUGCCUUUAACCCCUGUGAGGACAUCAUGUCAGCUGUCCCCCUGCGGGUUCUUAUCUGGAUCAUCUCCAUCCUCGCGCUGCUGGGGAACGCAGCGGUACUUCUGGUCUUGUUCGGCAGCCGCUCCAAACUGACUGUUCCUCGUUUCCUCAUGUGCCACUUGGCCUUCUCUGACCUCUGCAUGGGCGUCUACCUGGUAGUCAUAGCAACUGUGGACAUGCUCACUCGUGGCCAGUACUACAACCACGCCAUAGACUGGCAGAUGGGCCUGGGCUGCAGUGCCGCUGGCUUCUUCACGGUGUUUGCCAGUGAGCUGUCAGUGUUCACGUUAACGGUGAUCACACUGGAACGCUGGCACACCAUCACAAUUGCUCUGCGGCUCGACCGUAAACUUCGCCUGAGGCAUGCGUGUAUUGUCAUGACAGCAGGCUGGAUCUUCUCCUCCAUCAUCGCUUUGCUGCCCACAGUUGGGGUCAGCAGCUACGGCAAGGUGAGUAUCUGCCUGCCCAUGGACGUGGAGUCUCUGCUCUCUCAGGUGUAUGUGGUGUCUCUCCUCCUCCUCAACAUUCUGGCUUUCAUCUGUGUUUGCGGCUGUUACAUCAGCAUCUACCUGGCCGUCUGCAACCCCUCAUCGGCGCCGCCCCACGCCGAUACCCGUGUGGCCCAACGCAUGGCCAUCCUCAUCUUCACCGACUUUGUAUGCAUGGCUCCCAUCUCCUUCUUUGCCGUCUCAGCCGCCCUAAAGCUCCCUCUCAUCACCGUGUCAGACUCCAAACUCCUGCUGGUCCUCUUCUACCCAAUCAACUCGUGCGCCAACCCCUUCCUGUACGCCUUCUUCACGCGCGCCUUCAGGCGGGAUUUCUUCUUCCUCACAGCUCGCUUCGGCUUUUUUAAAACUCGGGCACAGAUUUACCGGACGGAGACUUCCUCCUGUCAGCAGCCGGCGUGGACCUCACCGAAGAGCAGCCAUGUGAUGCUGUACCCUGUGGUCAAUACAUUAAGUCAAGAUGCGAAACAAGAGAGCUGACUGUCAUUCAGAAACCCACAGGUACACUGAUUUUGCUUUUUUUAUCAACAGGAGCAUUAUAUUUCUGUCCCAAAAGAAGUCCCAUUUA